CGCAAUUGGGAACUGAUCCCGGAAGUGCCCUUGAGUCUCUGGCUCCAACCGUGAAGUGUUUCGUGAGGCUGCGGGAGCGGUGGUGCGCGGUUUCCGCCCGUAGUGGAUCUGAGAGCAGCCGGGGCCGCUGUGGCGAUGGAACGUGUCGCGGAGGGCCGCACGGCCAGCGCGCUGUUCGCGGGGUUCCGGGCCCUGGGGCUUUUCAGCAGCGACAUUCCGCACGUGGUGCGGUUCAACUCUCUGAAGCGUCGGUUCUAUGUGACGACCUGCGUGGGCAAGAGUUUCCACACCUACGACGUUCAAAAACUUAGUCUGGUUGCAGUGAGUAACUCUGUCCCACAGGAAAUCUGCUGUAUGGCAGCUGAUGAGAGGCUAGUUUUUGCUGCCUAUGGGAAUAUUUUUUCUGCAUUUGCGCGUAAUAAAGAGAUCGUACAUACCUUUAAGGGUCAUAAGGCAGAAGUCCAUCUUUUGCAACCCUUUGGAGAUCACAUUAUCUCUGUUGAUGUUGACAGCAUUCUUAUUAUUUGGCACAUAUAUUCAGAAGAGGAAUACCUGCAACUGACUUUCGAUAAAUCAGUAUUUAAAAUUUCUGCUAUUUUGCAUCCAAGUACUUAUUUGAAUAAAAUACUUCUGGGCAGUGAACAAGGAAGCCUUCAGUUGUGGAAUGUAAAAUCCAAUAAACUUCUGUACACCUUUCCGGGGUGGAAAGUUGGAGUGACAGCUCUUCAGCAGGCACCAGCUGUGGAUGUUAUUGCUGUUGGUCUUAUGUCGGGUCAGGUUAUCAUUCACAACAUUAAGUUUGAUGAAACAUUAAUGAAAUUUCGUCAAGACUGGGGACCCAUCACUUCAAUUUCAUUUCGCACAGAUGGUCAUCCAGUUAUGGCAGCUGGAAGUCCAUGUGGCCAUAUUGGACUGUGGGAUCUAGAAGACCAAAAAUUAAUCAAUCAAAUGAGAAAUGCACAUUCUACAGCAAUUGCUGGACUGACAUUUCUCCAUAGAGAACCACUACUGAUCACAAAUGGUGCUGACAAUGCUCUCAGGAUAUGGAUAUUUGAUGGUCCCACAGGUGAGGGCCGACUUUUGAAAUUCAGAAUGGGACACAGUGCUCCUCUUACCAAGAUCAGAUAUUAUGGACAGAAUGGACAACAAAUUCUAAGUGCAAGUCAAGAUGGAACUCUUCAGUCAUUUUCCACGGUACAUGAAAAAUUUAACAAGAGCUUGGGACAUGGAUUAAUAAAUAAGAAGAGGGUCAAACGUAAAGGACUUCAGAAUACCGUGUCAGUGAGACUUCCACCCAUCACAAAGUUUGUUGCUGAGGAAGCCCGUGAAAGUGACUGGGAUGGUAUCAUUGCUUGCCAUCAAGGAAAGCUAUCUUGCUCAACUUGGAAUUAUCAAAGAUCUACAAUAGGUGCUUACUUUCUCAAGCCCAAAGAGUUGAAGAAAGAUGACAUAACUGCAACAGCAGUGGAUAUAACUUCUUGUGGAAACUUUGCUGUGAUUGGUCUAUCAUCAGGAACUGUAGAUGUAUAUAACAUGCAAUCUGGUAUACAUCGAGGAAGUUUUGGCAAGGAUCAAGCUCACCAGGGAUCUGUCAGAGGUGUUGCAGUGGACGGGUUAAACCAGUUGACAGUGACAGCUGGUAGUGAAGGAUUACUCAAGUACUGGAACUUUAAAAAUAAAAUUUUAAUCCAUUCUAUGAACCUUGAUUCAUCUCCAAAAAUGAUGCUGUUACAUAGGGACAGUGGUAUUCUGGGACUCGCGUUGGAUGACUUCUCCAUUAGUGUUCUGGACAUAGAAACUAGGAAGAUUGUCAGAGAGUUUUCUGGACAUCAAGGCCAAAUAAAUGACAUGGCUUUCAGUCCUGAUGGUCGUUGGUUAAUAAGUGCUGCAAUGGAUUGCUCUAUUAGGACUUGGGACCUUCCAUCUGGGUGCCUCAUAGACUGCUUUUUGUUGGAUUCAGCUCCUCUCAAUGUUACUAUGUCACCUACUGGAGACUUUCUGGCGACUUCCCAUGUGGACCAUCUUGGAAUUUAUCUAUGGUCCAAUAUUUCUCUGUAUUCAGUUGUUUCAUUACGGCCACUUCCUAAUGAUUAUGUCCCUUCAGUAGUGAUGCUUCCUGGUACUUGUCAAACCCAAGAUGUGGAAGUAUCAGAAGAAACAAUAGAACCAAGUGAUGAAAUGAUAGAGUAUGAUUCACCAGAACAGUUGAAUGAGCAAUUGGUGACUUUAUCACUUCUCCCUGAAUCACGAUGGAAAAACCUUCUUAAUCUUGAUGUUAUUAAGAAAAAGAAUAAACCUAAGGAACCUCCUAAAGUACCCACAUCAGCACCAUUUUUUAUUCCAACAGUUCCUGGCCUUGUACCCAAGUAUGCUGUUCCUGAACAAAAUCACGAUCCCCAACAGUCUAAAGUGGUAAAUCUUGGAAUUUUGGCUCAAAAAUCAGAUUUCUGCUUGAAGCUUGAAGAAGGACUGGCAAAUAAUAAAUAUGAAGCUGCCAUCAAUCUUCUGAAAGAAAUGGGCCCAUCAGGAAUUGAAACAGAGCUGCGAAGCUUGUCUCCAGAUUGUGGUGGGUCUGUAGAAGUCAUGCAGAGCUUCUUAAAAAUGAUUGGAGUAAUGUUGGACAGAAAGCGUGAUUUUGAAUUAGCCCAGGCGUACCUUGCAUUGUUCCUAAAGUUACACCUUAAAAUGCUUCCUUCGGAGCCACUGCUCCUAGAAGAAUUGACAAGGUUGUCAUCACAAGUGGAAAAAAACUGGAUUCAUUUACAGUCACUCUUCAAUCAGAGCAUGUGUGUUCUAAAUUAUAUUAAAAGUGCUUUGUUAUAAAAAUAAACUUAGAUGUAUAUAAAUCAAAAAUGUAGUAAAUGGUUUCAUUUUAACUCAUUUCUAUUCUCCAAGUUUCAUAGUGAAAAGGAAAUGAUAGCACUGCUGAUUAGUUAGUAAUUUGUCACAUUCAAUGUUAAAUAUAUUCUUGAAGUAAAAUUCUACCUCCAUUUAGUUGUGAAGACCCAAAGAAUCCAUUCAGAUGAUUGGUGAUCUGAUUCUCCUUACAUCAACUAUAUUUGUAAGAAUUUUUUGAGUUGUUAUUGCCAACUCAUGUUUUUUGUAUCUAUUCUAUAUAAAAUGUGCUGCAUGAGGAGGUAAAGUAUUGAUGAAUUAAACUGAAGAUGUCAAAUGAGAUAAUUGUGAAAAAGCCUUUCUGAUAUGAAGGAAAAAAGACUGCUUGCUUUCUUGAUGGCUUUGAUGAAAACAUGACUCAUUGACUAUUAAAGCUAGAAGAUAUAUUGGACAUAUUCCAGCACAACCCUGUUGUUUUGCAGAAGAGCAUCCAAGUUCGGGAAGACCUGGUGUAUCAGUGGCAAACCCACAUGUUCUGGCACUGGCCUAGUGUUUUCUCCUUUGUGGGCUUCCUAAAGGGAGCUGUUCUUAAUUGUCAAUGUGGAGUCACUUGCCCAAGGCAAAUUGCUAUAAAAGAUUGAACAGAUACCUAGGAUAGGAAGGGAAAUUCCACAUUGCACUGAAGGUUGUCCUUCAAGGGUUUUGCUUCCUUCUGGUGACAUUUUUAUUUGGGAAGAAACUGCUGACUUUUCCCUUAAAAGCAUUGCCAGACCACAUAGCUCUGGCAGUUCUUUUAUUUUCUCAUUAUUGUUUUCUUUUUAUGGUUCAGAGAUUAAGCAAUGUAUGAAGUAAAAAGUAAGUGCUAAAAUAAUUUUGAACACCAAUAAUAUUCUCAUUCAGUUAGGAUAAGAAGUUUAUAGAAUAACCUCUGCAGGAGCAGGAUUUAAAAGGUGUUGUCUAAUGAUAUUAAAUUAUUAAUAAUUAAAUAUUAAAGUAUUUUUAUUUAAUGAUGUAAGCUAAGGAAACAAGGUUUUGUACUUAAUUUUUUCUUUUAAAGUUGGUUAGAGAUGUAUUAAAACCACUGACAGAAAUGUUAAUAGUGGCUUGGGUUCUAACUAUUUUUCUGUCUCAAAUACUGUAUUCUAAAGAUGUUGCAACAACCCAGUAUCUUAUCAUAUGCCUUAUGAAGAUCCUAAGUAAUUUAAAAUGAUAAGCACCACAAACUGAAGUUGUACUGCUUUUACAAGCCAUGAACUGAGUUUUUUGCUUUUUUUCUAAUGAGAGUACAAGAGUUGAAUAUAUUGUUUAUAUUGGCAUUAUCUUAGUGUUAUAGCAUUAUUUUGGCAGAUGGCAGAAUUUUUCUUUUGUGUUUGCCAUCAAGGCAGUGGAGGGAGGGAGGAAAUAGAAAGUAUAGUUUAUGUGUAAAUGUUUUUAUUUAAUAUUUGAAGAGGUACAUCCAUUUGGUUUCCAAAAUGGCUAUAUCAAUUCACAGUUCCCCUCAGCAACAAAUGAAUGCCUGCUUCUUUGUAAAACCGAGGAUGCUAGAUUUUUAUAAACAAUGGGUGAAAUUAAUAGUUUUUGUUCAGGAAGUCCUCAUAGUAAUGAGAAUGGGCAUCAUUUCAUAUAUUUAUUUUAGAGCACUUAUAUCUCUGUGAGGAUUUUUAUGCUCUUCUCAUUUUUCUACUGAAUUAUCUUUUUAUCUCAUGGAAAGAAGUUUUCAUAUAUUUUAGAUAUUAAUCUUUUAUAUCUGUUAAGAAUGUUUCCUCCCAGUUGGCCACUUGUCUUUAUUAUGGUGUCUGUUUUUAUAGGUGCUUUUUCUAAAUAGAAAAAUAACGUUUCAUGACUUCUACUGAAGAUAUAAAGCAAAUCAUUUCAUGUAUAUCGUGUGUAUUUUCUUUUGAGAUGUGCAUCCUUGUGAAUAGUUGUCUAGAUGUUCGUCUAGUGAUGUUUGUGAAGAGUCUAAGCUAUGGAGCUUAUUCAAAUGUUCAAAAUUCACUUAUGAAAAAGUCUGUUUUUCUAUCUCUGAUUUGAAAUGUUGCAUUUUUAUGUGCUAAAUUCUUUUAUUGAGCUAUUUGAUACUCCCAAUAAAUAUGCAUUAUUUUGAUUACAGUUUAUACUAAACACCAUUUUUAGAUUUGGUAGAGUGGGACUUCUGAAGGAUUUUCUUAAGUGCCAGUGAAAAAAAUCUCCUUGAAAUUUUGAUUUGUAUUAUGCUAUUUGUACCAUUGCUUGGAGAAAAGUACAACACCAAAUAUUUCU
Messenger RNA from Lepus europaeus (European hare), 5094 nucleotides. RefSeq names its product WD repeat domain 36 (gene WDR36). NCBI's taxonomy places the organism in Eukaryota, Metazoa, Chordata, Mammalia, Lagomorpha, Leporidae. The coding region runs from base 136 to 2823 and encodes 895 amino acids. The transcript is spliced from 23 exons. Gene Ontology annotation, molecular function: protein binding. Gene Ontology annotation, biological process: rRNA processing. The record is from RefSeq and is a predicted model, not a curated record. Gene Ontology annotation, cellular component: small-subunit processome; Pwp2p-containing subcomplex of 90S preribosome.